GGCGCCGCGCGACGCAGCACCAUGACUGAGAGCGUGUUGCGAACAGCAGAGACACAAAAGUCCAUAGACAGACAUAGAUAUCGACACCUCCUCUUUAAAGAGUCCUAGGAAUCACACAGACCAACAGCCACCGAAGCAAUGACAUAAUUCUCGCACAUUGCAAUACCCCAUGUCGGCCACCAGACACCCCCGAGACGCGCGCAUCAAUGUCAUCCUCGCCCAGAUCCCCCCGGAAAUCGACAGAGAGCUUCGAGUUCCUGUCGCCGAACCUGCAGCAGAGCCAGUACCCCUUCCCGCAACAUGACUGGACGAACCGGCCCAAUUCGACGGGCGGGCGCUAUCAGCCACGUCGCGGUUCCACGGCCAGCUCCAUACAUUCCGUUGGCGGCGUGCUGGACUCAGGCUUCAAGUCUAGCAUGGGCGCGGUGAGAGAGCAGAGCAACAAUGCUAUCUCGACGCUGCUCACGCCGCCCAUUAUGCGGACGGGCAUGCUCCCCUACACCUCAGCGCAAGCAACCGCCGGUCACCGCCCGCCCUCCACUCGCGACAUACCGCCCGUGACGCUUAGGAACAUACCCCACGUCGAACCGUCCUCCUUCAACUCGUACCUGUCGCAAAUAGGCAGUCUCUACGAUGCGUUCCAGCGCGCCAAAGCCGAAGCCGAAGCCCAGCAGCCGCGGAAAGACUCGCUGAAGAAGGACGAGCGGCCAGAAAGCGUGGAGCGAGAGUCGACGACAAGCUCGCCAGCAGGCACGCCCAGCGGCACACCGAAGCCCAAGCGGCGCACAAGCGGCACCAGGCGUGGCACACCUGCCGUCACGCCGCUCUCGACGAUACCCAAUGUUUACUUCGAGGAGAACUUCCACCUCGAGAACCCGCGAACCUUCGACGUCGUGAGCGAGCGAUCUGAGGUGGUACGGCCUGCAAGAACAGCAAGCAGCGACGAUGUGAACAAUGUCAGUGGGACAUCAGAGGCGCCGCAGCCUUCUGGGAGGAAAGCUCUGGCGACGAACGCAAUCUUGCAGGAGAAGCUGUCGUGGUACAUGGACACGGUCGAGGUACACUUAAUAUCAGCAAUCUCCACAGCAUCGUCGUCGUUCUUUGCCGCGCUAGGAUCGCUGCGGGAGCUGCAGACAGAGGCUGCAGAGUCGGUUGCACAGAUCAAGGAGCUCAGGGAAGACCUUAAAACACUGGACGAACAGAUGGCUGUUGGGGGUCUGAAAGUCGUAGACAUGAAGAGGCGGCGGGAAAACCUGAGAAGAUUGGCUGACGCUGUAGACCAGCUGCAGGCGGUCAUCUACGGCGUGUCCUAUUGCGAUGAGUCUGUGGAGAAGGGCGAGCUCGAGACAGCCGCAGCUCGCCUGGAGAUCAUCGAAAGACUAAUCACUGGCGUACUUGAUACCUCGUGCUCGAACGUCACUUCGUGGCUAAACACACGACUGCCUCCAGUCAUCAUAGACCUGCGUGGCCUUCGAGCGCUGGAUGGCGUUUUCGAGGGCAUGGACGAGAUGAAAUUCCGCAUAGGGAGAGGGUUCGAAGCGCGCUUCCUCGACACGCUGCUUGCUGAUCUUCGUGAUCAUGUCAAAAACGUGCCGAGUCGUGGCACACUGGAGCGAUGGGUUGCUGCAUCGCACAAAGCGCGAGGUGCUCCAGGAGCAGCCAAACCGAAGUCAAUGCCCGCGUACCUCAACACAAGUACAGAGUUUCGCUCAAAGUUACGAGCUAAUCUACACGGACUGAACGAUGCACAGUUCACAAACCAAGCUGCAGCAACGUUCAGAGAAGCCGUUGUCAAAGAGAUGAAGAUCAUCAUCCGCAGGUAUCUGCCGAGUUCGACAGACGAUGAUGCCGAGUCAAUGACUUCUGUGUCUACAAGAGGAGGCCGAGGACAUAGUCAACAGGACAAAAAUUCCAUCUUGGCACGUAAUCUGCGAGCUAUGGAUGCAGCAGACGCUGAAGACUUCUUCACAAACAUAUUCACAGAUAUUGGCGAGGCGUUGCGGCGACUCAGCACGCAGGUCAAGGUCCUACUCGACGUCACAAGCGGCGUCUCUACACCUCCAGCAUCUGCAGGAGGCCUUCGAUCACCACCAAGGAGUCCGUACAUGGAUAACAUCGACAGUUACAUGGGGGCGGGUGCUAACGGUCAACACGGGCCGGGCUCCAACGACUUACAAAUAGAGCUCAUGCAGGCCCUGGAUUUGUCUAGUCUGCUUGGUCAGGCCGUCGACGCUGCCCAGACACAGAUUACCAAACUCCUCAGAGUGCGCUCAGAAGCAACUGCAAAUCUACCACUCGAACGCUUCCUGCGGUAUUUCAAGCUUUGCAGGCUGUUCGCCGACGAAUGCGAGGCCAUCUCCGGCCGCUCAGGCUCAGCGCUCAAAGGCGCCGUUAAUGACCACAUCAGCAACUUCGUGCAAAAGUUCUCCGACCUCGAAAAACAAGAACUCGCAAAAGCCAUGGAUGUCGACCGCUGGGAACCCAAAGACUUCGAUGCUUCUGACACCGAAGUCCUCGCCCGCAUCCUAAAAUCCAUGGAAAGCGACCCGCCCACCUGGGCAGAAACCGGCGACAUCCUCUCCCCCAUCUUAGAACCCACCGCCACAAACGGCACAAACGGCACCACCGACACCUUACCAAAAGAAAAGAGCAAGAACACCACCCCCGCCAUCGUCGACGAGGAGAAAUACACCGUCUCGAACUCCUCCACAUUCGUCCUGCGCGGCAUAGAACGCCACCUCACCCUCCUGUCCCAAAUCCCCAGCAUGACCUCCGAAAUCUCCUCCUCCCUGUGCGAAUACAUCAAGCUCUUCAAUUCGCGCCUAUGCCAGCUGAUCCUCGGCGCGGGCGCAAUGGCCACCGCGGGCCUCAAAAACAUCAAUACCAAGCACCUCGCCAUCGCAUCCCAGACGCUGUCCUUCAUCAUCGCCAUUCUCCCGUACAUCCGCGAGUGUGCGCGCCGCCGUCCAGCUGCACCGACCGCUGGGGGAAAGAGCGUGGGCAUGGAGUUCGAUAAUACGAAGCGGCUGCUACAGGACCAGCAGGUCAGCAUUCAUGACAAGCUGACUGAUAUUCUGUCUGGCCGCGCAACAGUACAUAUGCGCGCGCUAAGGAAGGUGGAGUGGGAUAGCGAGGCGGAGGCUAAGAGGGAUGUAUCUGCGGCCAUGGAGAGUCUGACGAAGGAUACGGUUACCAUGCAUAAAGUCAUCAACAAGUAUCUCAAUGAAGUACAGGUCCGGAUGAUCAUGGGUCCGGUGUUUGAAUCGUACCGCGAGCAGGUAGGGAAGGUUAUCAAGGAGGCGGGCGUCAAGACGCCGGGUGGGAAGGCGAGACUUGUGCGCGAAGCAAAGCUUUUCGAGGCCAAGCUCGGUCCGAUCGAUGGCGUGGGCAAUGUGGGCAAAUUCCUUAUGCAACUAGCAGAAGGCAAGCCCGUCGCGCAACCAGCUGCGGAACCGGAACCAAAGAAGAGUGAAGAGAAAGCGGGCGCAAGUGAUGAGAGAGAAGAAGAGAAGGCAAAGGAAAGUACCGAUGCGUCGUAAGAGCAUUACCCAACCCGCUCACGAAAAGAACGUUUGUCAAACCUGAUCCUACACUGCGCUGUGGCUAGAGCGGUCAGUGGUGACCGGAGGCCUUCAUGUCUGUACGCU
Messenger RNA from Macroventuria anomochaeta, 3647 nucleotides. Its product is annotated as Vps54-domain-containing protein. Gene Ontology annotation, biological process: retrograde transport, endosome to Golgi; Golgi to vacuole transport. Gene Ontology annotation, cellular component: GARP complex. Gene Ontology annotation, molecular function: syntaxin binding. NCBI's taxonomy places the organism in Eukaryota, Fungi, Ascomycota, Dothideomycetes, Pleosporales, Didymellaceae. The transcript is spliced from 3 exons. The coding region runs from base 207 to 3539 and encodes 1110 amino acids. The record is from RefSeq and is a predicted model, not a curated record.